This is a messenger RNA of Engraulis encrasicolus (European anchovy), 2903 nucleotides long. Its product is annotated as major histocompatibility complex class I-related gene protein-like. Bases 173 to 916 code for a protein of 247 amino acids. The record is from RefSeq and is a predicted model, not a curated record. The transcript has 5 exons. NCBI's taxonomy places the organism in Eukaryota, Metazoa, Chordata, Actinopteri, Clupeiformes, Engraulidae. Gene Ontology annotation, biological process: immune response. Gene Ontology annotation, cellular component: external side of plasma membrane.
AGAGACACAGAGUUUGAAGGUCCAGGCAGGUUUCAACUUGCAGUGUUUCAGUCGUGAACUACGGUUUAUUUACAAACAAAAAAGUUACUUGGCAAAUCGCAACACAUUAUGCACAGAUGUGGUUGUUCCAGGAUGUGGCUAGAGUCGUUUUAACAAAACAAUUCGACAGCUGAUGAUGGUUCACAUUGUAGGCCUAGGUAGGCCUAAUAUGUCGACGAUGGUCAAUUUAUUGAGGAUAGUCAUCUGGUUGUUGCAGACUUUGGGGGUCACAAAAUCAGGAACACACUCUGUAUGGAUGAUGGCAACUUACAUAAAGGGCGAGACCCCCUUCCCAGAAUUCUCCGUAUAUCUCACACUCGACGAUGUUGUAAUUCUCCACUUCGACUCAGAAGAGGCUGAAAUAUCGCACAUAGACACCCAUGAGGGCUCAGGCACAAAGUUCAAUGCUGAAGAACUCAGUUAUUUCAGAACAUAUGUAAAUGGAAGUCUGAAAAACAGUGCAUCUUAUUUGAAGAACCACUUCAACGACAGUAAAGUAAAACCCAGAAUCAGACUCCUUCAGAAGACACUAGGCUCUGAGGGGAUUAGAGUGACCUGCCUGGCCACUGGCUUCUACCCCCGUCACAUCAACCUGACCCUGCUCAGAGACGGCCAGCCUGUGCCUGACCACCAGAUCACUGGGGGGGAGCUGCUACCUAAUGGAGAUGAGACGUACCAGAUGAGGAAGAGCCUGGAGGUCAGCACAGAGGAGCUACAGCAGCAUCACUAUAAGUGUACAGCUCAACACCUCAGCCUGGACAACAAACUGGACAUUGAUUUAGAAAGUGAGCGGAACUCAGUAGCAACCCCCAUAGUGUCUGCUACAGUGGUGACUGUGUUUGUCUGCCUGGUUGGAGCAUGUGGAGCCUAUAUGUAGGGGGAAGCACAUAGGGAUUGGUGUUCAGAGGAUGUCUUGUUCUGCAGGACAGCGGCCCUGGGCAGCUGCACAGCUCAACACCUCAGCCUGGACAACAAACUGGAUAUUAUUCUUUUCUGCAUUUCUUUUCAAUUCUGGAAGUGACUUUCAGUAACGCUCCUGUUUCACUGUAGUGCCGCCUUGCAUGUUCCAUCCUGCAUGUUGUGUUUUUUACAGAGUGUGAGCGGGACUCAGUAACAACUGCUACAGUGGUGCUGCCACAGUGGUGACUGUGUUUGUCUGUAUGGUUAGAGCCUAUGGAGUCUAUAUGUAGGAGGUAAAACAUGUUUAAUGUCGCUGGAAGUGAGUAGAUACAAUAAUAACGAAGGUCAAGUGGUUGGUAGGUGACAAUUUUUGUGUUGGUUUCACAAAGUCUUGCCAGCAAUCUAUCUUAUUGUUUACCUUUUGAUAUUUGAGAAAAGGAAAUAAAGAAGAAAGAUGUAGGGAUGCACCGAUACCAAUACUGGUAUCGGUAUCGGCACCCGAUACUGCUCAUUGUACUCGUACUCGUCAAGCACUUGCCGAUACCAGGAACGAUACUGCUAUUACACAAAACAAUGCAAAAUCUUGAAAAAACUUUCAAAAACCUGAAAGCAGCAUGGAAAAAAGUGCCGCCUCAUACAUUUACUAACAUGUAAAUCUACAUUUAAAUGGACAAUAAAAAUAUCACAGGUGGAAAAAAACAAGGUCAUGCAUUUAUUGUCAUUGUAUUUUGAUGGUAAAAGGUAUCGGUAUCGGUACUCGAUAUCGGCAAGUACACACAUUAAUGUACUUGUACUUGUAUCGGUUUUCAAAAAAGUGGUAUCGGUGCAUCCCUAGAAAGAUGGGAUUGCCUUGCUGUGUUCAGUACCACACUGCUACUGCCCUCUUGUGACUGAAAUGUAUCACUGCAGGCCAGGGAUCCCGGUCUUCUGUCCAGAGUAACUACACAACUACACAAACUUUGUGUUUUCUGCACGUACCUCAUGGAACAACUUACAAAAGGACUUGAAGUUAACAAAUCUAAUUCCAUUGAGCGAUUUUUAUUCCAAGAUGCGAUCACUUGACACUGAUUCACUUGUCUGUAACUGUUUUAAUUGAUUUGUUAUUGUGUCAUUUGAUUUGUUAUUUUAAUGCAACUGGAAUUCUAAGUAACUUGUGCCGCCACUUGGCCAGGACACCCUUGUAAAAGAGAUUUUUAAUCUCAACGGGUUUAUUUUCCUGGUUAAAUAAAGGUUAAAUAAAAUAAAAAUGAAUAAAUAAACAGCUGCUUCAACAAGACUCAGAGAGACCCAAACCUCAACUCCAUGACCUCAAGCAUAACACCAAUUUACUUGUACCAAGCACUUUAUUAUUUUGAUCUAUGUAAAUGUAAUACUUUGUGGUUUUAGUAAAUACAGAAACUAGAGUAAAUAGAGCAAAAUAGAGCAAAUAAGAUGCAGGUGCAGUCCUGAGUCAAUAUUUGUUAGCUGUUUAUUUUGUAAUGCUUGUUUUAUGCUACAUUAUGCAAAAGAAAACUUUCUAUGUAUUUUAAUGUUUCGUUUCAUUGUAUUUCCUUGUAUUAAGGAUCUAAGUGGAUCUAAAAUAUUGCAGAUGUAACGGAGGCUAACCAGCAGAGUUGGCGUGGAACAUUGGUAAAAACCUCCCUCCGAUAGCCUCAUACAGUCUCGUGCCGUUGGGCCGAGAGACUAGUCUCUUGGCCCAGCGGUAUCGUAGGCUUCUGUGUCUCCCAUUGCCGGACUAUUGUAGUCUUAAGAGGUCGUACGUUCGAUCCCCGAGGGGGGUUAACAGGUGCAAGAUGACCUCCGUCACACAGAUGCUUCUUCCAGACCUAAUGGGUUAAGUAGGCUUAAGUUGUUACAAUUAAAAACAUAUCUGACUUUCUUGUCAUCUGAUCUGUUUCUUAAUGCCUUAGGUCAGGUUUUGUACUUCUGUUGAAUUUGCAAAGACAUUCAAGUUAUGAGAUAGG